Molecule: messenger RNA, 387 nt
Organism: Plenodomus lingam JN3
Lineage: Eukaryota; Fungi; Ascomycota; Dothideomycetes; Pleosporales; Leptosphaeriaceae
Source: RefSeq, a predicted model, not a curated record
AUGCCACCACGCAAUAACACAAGCAAGGCGACCAUUCGCCUGGUUGGGCAGAAUACCCGAGCCUGUCGCAUUGUGUUUGACAUGCCGAUCCUAGAUCUAGCCGUUGCUGGCGGUGUUUCAGAUCCCCGCUUCGACCCUAUCGGUACCAUGGGAUCCCGGGAGGUACGACUCUGGCAUCGCCAGUGGUCCCAGCCUUGGAACGUGAGCGUAACCUGGGACGCUAGACAACAUUCAAGGUUUUCUGGAAAAGUCAUCUGUCUGUGGUCAGAUGCAAAUGCAGGCGAGAUCCCUGCCCUGACUGAAGUUUUGCAUUAUCUGCCCGUUUGGGCAAUACCUUCCAAGAUUAGUGACGGGUUGGUCGAGGGCUUUAGGCACUUUGAGAUUUAA